UCUCGAAUCGAUCCAUUUCUCAUCACGUCUCACACCCGAUUGGAAUUCCAUGGCGAGCAACGAUCCAGAUCGCGAGGAGGAGGCUGUUGCCGGCGAGGACGAGGACACUGGCGCGCAGAUCGCCCCCAUCGUCACCCUCUCGGAAGUCGCCGUCACCACCGGCGAGGAGGAGGAGGACGCCUUGCUCGAUCUGAAGGCGAAGCUGUACCGGUUCGAUAAGGAGGGGAACCAGUGGAAAGAGAGGGGCACGGGGAGCGUGAAGCUUUUGAAGCACCGGGAGACGGGAAAGGUGCGGCUGGUGAUGCGCCAGGCGAAGACCCUCAAGAUCUGCGCCAACCAUCUAGUUAUUCCGUCGAUCAAGAUUCAGGAGCACGCGGGGAAUGAUAAAUCGUGCGUGUGGCAUGCGUCGGAUUUCGCUGAUGGGGAGCUGAAGGAGGAGAUGUUCUGCAUUCGGUUCGGCUCAGUAGAAAACUGCAAGAAGUUCAUGGAGACGGUUGAAAGCAUUACAGAAACUCUCGGAAAGAGCGAAGAGAAGGAGAGCGAGGAUGCCUCGGCAGCUGCUGGACUAUUGGAGAAAUUGAGCGUUGCUGAAAGCAAAACAGAGAAAGCUUCAGAGGAAGCUCCAGCCACUUCUGUCAAGGCAGAAGAAUCAUCGGAGGUGGAAAAACCCUAAGCUGAGGAAUCAACUAAGUCCGAGGGGUGUUGUUGUUGUUUGAUGGGAGAGUCGGUUCUGCUGGAAAAUGUUAUCAUCACUUAUAUGAAGUUUGGCAUUGUUGUUGGAAUAGUUGUAUAAGUGACCGCAAGUCAAGUCGGUCAUUGUUGGUGUUGUUUAUUUUGGCUUGCGGAAGCCAUGGUUGGCUCCUCAAAAUAGGUUUUUGAGUCAUUCUCUUUGGCAAUGUUGUCUUGUUUUUAUCGGUCAUUAUUCGAAUUAUGUGGUGUGUCAUCUCCUCUGUUCAUCUAUCUUCAAUUAGUUUCUCCU
Molecule: messenger RNA, 979 nt
Organism: Musa acuminata subsp. malaccensis (wild Malaysian banana)
Lineage: Eukaryota; Viridiplantae; Streptophyta; Magnoliopsida; Zingiberales; Musaceae
Product: ran-binding protein 1 homolog a
Biological process (GO): nucleocytoplasmic transport
Cellular component (GO): cytoplasm; nuclear pore
Molecular function (GO): GTPase activator activity
Source: RefSeq, a predicted model, not a curated record